Messenger RNA from Glycine soja, 1013 nucleotides. Its product is annotated as sm-like protein LSM1B. The record is from RefSeq and is a predicted model, not a curated record. Gene Ontology annotation, molecular function: RNA cap binding. Gene Ontology annotation, biological process: deadenylation-dependent decapping of nuclear-transcribed mRNA. Lineage: Eukaryota; Viridiplantae; Streptophyta; Magnoliopsida; Fabales; Fabaceae. The coding region runs from base 329 to 715 and encodes 128 amino acids. The transcript is spliced from 5 exons. Gene Ontology annotation, cellular component: Lsm1-7-Pat1 complex; P-body.
UUUUGUUUUGAUUUGAGUGAACACACACCUACGAACAAACCCAACCCCGAAUGGCACAGAAGCAGCACCUCCUUCUGGAUCUAUCCCAAAUCUCAAUCUCCAAACCCUAGAACAUUCAACUCUCCCCCGUUCCCUUUCAAAAACCUUCCCUUUCCACUCUUCCGCCGCGAUUCGAUCUCCGGGCUGCCUUCCUUUCCGCGAUUUCGAUCUGAAACUCGAGGUUGCGGAAUUCGGAAAUUGACAUUGAAGUGUUCAAUUGGCACUGUCAAUGCCAUUGGUGUGGUUUGUGAAGAAUUUUUCUGUGGUUUUUUGAUACCGGAAAAACACAAUGUCUUGGGCAGGCCCUGAGGAUAUUUACCUUUCUACUUCACUUGCCAGCUAUCUUGACAAGAAACUUCUUGUAUUGCUGAGAGAUGGUAGAAAGCUCAUGGGAACACUUCGCUCUUUUGAUCAAUUUGCUAAUGCAGUUCUUGAGGGUGCUUGUGAGAGGGUUAUUGUUGGUGAUCUAUACUGUGACAUCCCUUUAGGUCUUUAUGUGAUCCGGGGGGAAAAUGUUGUUCUAAUUGGUGAGCUGGACUUGGAGAGGGAGGAACUUCCCGAACAUAUGACACGUGUUUCUACCGCAGAAAUCAAGAGGGCACAGAAAGCAGAAAGGGAAGCUUCAGAUCUGAAAGGGACUAUGAGGAAAAGAAUGGAAUUCCUUGACUUUGACUAAUCAACCCUCACUCAUCCUUCACCUCCCCGUCCGCAAAUAUUAUAGCGGCUGUUCUUCAGAUAUUUCGUUUUGUUUUUCUCUGCUUAUUGUUGCCUUUCAUGGGAGGGUUGAAUGUUCUUGAAUUGUCUUUUGUAAUAUUAGCCGCAGGAAUCAAUACUAUCAUUCAUUUGCUUUUAAAAAAAUUGCCAAUUAAUAUAGCUUGUUUUCAAUUCGUAAACGACAUUCUGAUUAGGGGAUGAUAGGCUUCAAGUUGUGCAAAAUAGUUAUGUUUUAAACUCAAUGUUUUUGCAACCUUGCA